Molecule: messenger RNA, 6850 nt
Organism: Camponotus floridanus (Florida carpenter ant)
Lineage: Eukaryota; Metazoa; Arthropoda; Insecta; Hymenoptera; Formicidae
Gene: obe
Product: activating signal cointegrator 1 complex subunit 3
Exons: 8
Coding region: 163-6537 (2124 amino acids)
Molecular function (GO): ATP hydrolysis activity; nucleic acid binding; ATP binding
Source: RefSeq, a predicted model, not a curated record
AUCGUGACAGUCGCACAGUGCCAUCGGUGAAAGUAUAAUCGUGUUGCGACGAGAAUUACAUUACGAGUUGAUCUUUCCUACAUUGUUUCGAUAAUUGACAAUCAUCGUUACGAUCUUGUUACGAAGGCAUCUUUUGCUGAAGUUCCUUCUUGGUAGUACACAAUGUCGAAAUUACCACGUAUUACUAGGUCCUUACGCAUGUUUACUUCUCUUGAACGUAGAGGAGAAGCAGUAGAUUUUGAACCAAAUGAUUUAAUAAGAAAAAGGCAAGAAAGACAAGAACGAGCAAAAGAAGUAAAAAGCACUCUUGAUUGGCAUGAUAUAUACAGAAGUGCAUCUAAAGAUUUUAUGAUACAUUUAUCAGCAUUGAAAGAUAUUGUGCAACAAAUUUUAGUUGAUGCUCCUCCAGAUGCCAUAAAUGAAUUCAUAGUUUAUGCAUUACGUUUAUUAAUCGAAGAGAACACCUUAACGCGAGAGAAAUAUAAUAUGCUUGGGCAAAAAGUUGGAUGUCUAACAUUUCAUUCCGCAAAUAAUAUGAUGCAAAUAGUCAAAAAAAUUCAGGAAGAAUGUUAUGAAGAAGCUGUAACAUUGUUAUCAGAAUCUAAAGAAAAUAUGGAUGAUUCCAAUAUGCGUGUUUUUGGUAGAAAUAUUCCCUAUAAUCAAGCAAGAGUUGUGUGGCCUAACACCAGUGGACUUCACAAUAUGUCUACACAAGGGAUAAAUUCAAGUACUGAUAAAUUUACAAUGAUGAUACAUGACACAGCAUCUUCAGUACAGAAAAAAUCUGUAUUUGACAAAGCAACAUUUAUAAAAGAAUUAAAAAAUUGUUGUAAAGUUGUUGCAAUGUCAUAUCAGGAUUUUGAAACGGUCAUAGUGGAUAAGCUGAGGAAUGUACAAACCGAAAAUAUACAAACCGAAUUAUUCGAUAUGUUAGGUUUUGAACAUUUAGAAUUUAUUGAAUAUAUUAUCGAACAUCAGAAGACUAUUGUAUCGACAUAUUCAUGUUCAAAAGUGCCCAAGAGACAGCAAACAACUGUAAAUGGACCUAUAAUUAGUGGUCAAGUCACUGUACAAUCCGAACUAGAAAAAAAGUUAUGUAAACAAGUACGUAAAGAAGAGAAAAAAUUAACCAAAAUGGCGAACAAACGAGAUGUCAAGUCGGAAAUUGAAGAAACUGAAAUUAUUCCAACCGAACUCCGACUCAAGAGACAAGAGGCAUUGAUAGCUAGGAAUGCACCAAUAUUUCCUAAAAAAAAUACAUUGAAAAGAGGUACACAGGAAAAAUAUCCAUUUGUAUUUGAUUCUAAAGCUAACGCCAAUGCGAGUUUUGUGUCAGGGCAAAAGUUAAUUCUAGCAGAAGAUGUUGAGAGAAAGAAUAAUGAUCUCUGUGAGGAAGUGUAUAUACCGGCACCAAAAAAAGAACAUAUUGAUGUUAACGUAGAUACUGUAUUAAUAUCUUCCCUGGACGAAGUUGGUCAAAUGGCUUUUAAUGGCAUAACGUCAUUAAAUAAAAUUCAGAGUAUAGUCUUUAAUGCGGCGUACAAUUCCAACGAAAAUCUAUUGAUUUGCGCACCGACCGGAGCUGGAAAGACAAAUGUAGCAAUGUUGACUAUAGUACAUCAAUUAAAACAGAACAUUCAAGAUGGACAAUUGCAGAAGAGUCAGUUCAAAAUAAUUUAUAUCGCACCUAUGAAAGCCUUGGCAGCGGAGAUGACAGCCAAUUUUAAUAAAAGACUCAGUCCUAUGGGCGUAUGCGUUCGUGAGUUAACUGGCGAUAUGCAGCUGACAAAACAGGAAAUUCAACAAACUCAAAUGAUAGUUACCACACCGGAAAAAUGGGAUGUUGUCACGAGAAAAGGUACAGGCGAUAUUUCUCUCACUAGUAUUGUGAAAUUGUUAAUCAUUGAUGAAGUUCACUUGUUGCACGGUGAUCGAGGACCCGUAGUGGAAGCGUUAGUCGCGAGAACUCUGCGUCAGGUGGAAUCAUCACAGAGUAUGAUUAGGAUAGUCGGCCUCUCCGCCACAUUACCAAAUUAUGUGGAUGUUGCACAAUUUCUUCGUGUCAAUCCUAAUAAGGGUUUAUUCUACUUUGAUCAUCGCUUCCGACCAGUGCCCCUUAGUCAAACUUUUAUCGGCGUGAAAGCUACCAAACUGCUACAACAAAUGAGCGAUAUAGACCUCAUGUGUUAUAAUAACGUUAUAGAAAUGGUGCGUCAGGGCCAUCAAGUUAUGAUAUUCGUGCAUGCACGAAAUGCCACUGUAAGGAUGGCAAAUGUCCUAAAAGAAGUGGCAUUAAAGAACGAUACGCUUAAAUAUUUUCUAUCAGAUGGGCAAGCGAAACACAUGAACAAUGCCUUUGCCAAAUCGCCUAACAAAUUUCUCAGUGAAUUGUUCAAUAGUGGGAUAUCGAUACACCACGCCGGUUUGCUGCGUUCAGAUAGAAAUCUGGUUGAAAAAUAUUUCGCUGAUGGCCUGAUUAAGGUCCUGGUGUGCACCGCCACAUUGGCGUGGGGUGUGAAUCUGCCUGCUCACGCAGUUAUCAUAAGAGGAACUGAGAUCUAUGAUUCAAAACACGGUUCGUUCGUAGAUCUGGGGAUACUGGAUGUCUUACAAAUCUUCGGCCGCGCUGGUAGGCCACAAUUUGACACAUCGGGUCAUGCGGUUAUUAUCACAUCGCACAAUAAAUUAUCUCAUUAUCUGUCACUGUUGACGAAUCAAAUACCGAUCGAAAGCAGUUUUAUCACGUAUCUGGCCGAUAAUUUGAACGCUGAAAUAGCAUUAGGCACCAUAUCAAAUGUGCAGGAAGCGAUCGAAUGGUUGAGCUACACUUAUUUAUUCGUACGAAUGAGAAUAAACUUUCAAUCAUACGGCAUGGUUUACCAAGAUAUCGCGAACGAUCCCCAGCUUCAGAAGAAACGAAAAGAGCUCGUGGAUUUCGCCGCAAAGAGGUUGGACAAAGCACAGAUGAUUAGAUACAAUAUACCUACCGGGGAUCUUAGUACGACUGAUUUAGGACGUAUCGCGAGCCAUUAUUAUCUCAAAUAUGAUACGAUCGAAAUCUUUAACGAACUUCAGAAAUCUAUCAUGACCGAAGCCGAAAUUUUGGCUAUGAUCACGCACGCCCAGGAAUUCAAUCAACUCAAGGUGCGAGAUGAUGAAAUAAAGGAAUUGGAUGAGCUGAUGGAGCAAUGUGAGAUGGUGGCAAAAGGCGGCGUGGAAAAUGUCCACGGGAAAGUCAAUAUAUUAUUACAGACAUAUCUGUCCAAGAUUCGUGUGAACACAGCAUCAUUGAUAUCCGAUAUGGCAUAUGUCACGCAAAAUACUGUGAGGAUAACCAGGGCAUUAUUUGAAAUUAUGCUUAGACGGAACAACUCGAUAAUGGCGGGACGACUGCUGGAGAUGGCAAAAAUGUUCGAAGCCCAACAAUGGAAUUUCUUGACGCCGUUGCGCCAAUUCGAUUGCUUGCCUAUGGAGGUCAUUAACAAAAUCGAGCAGCGGGAUCUCGGGAUCUAUCGAUUGCAAGAAAUGGACGUGAAAGAAAUUGGCAGUAUUUUGCGAGAUCAACGAGCAGCGAUACUAGUGAAAAAAUGCUGCGACGAACUGCCUGUAUUAGAUAUGGAAUAUAGCUUACAGCCUAUUACGCGUACCGUCUUAAGAAUACGUCUCACGCUGAAUCCGCAGUUUCGUUGGAACGACAAGAUUCAUGGAAAAAGUUCGCAGGCCUUUUGGAUUUGGAUCGAGGAUCCAGAUAAUAACUUUAUUUAUCAUCAUGAGUACUUUAUAUUGACGAAAAAAAUGGUUUAUCAGCAAAUCGAACAGGAACUUGUGAUCACUAUACCGUUACUCGAGCCACUGCCGACUCAAUAUCUCGUAAAAGCCACAAGCGAUCAUUGGCUUAAUUGUGAAAAUACAAUUCCAUUAUCCUUUCAUGAUCUUAUCUUGCCGGAGACUCACCCGCCGCACACAAAUCUAUUGGAAUUGCAACCGUUAUCGAUAACCGCUUUGAAGGAUCCAUUCUUCGAAAAUUUGUACAACUUUUCUCACUUCAAUCCCAUACAGACACAGAUUUUUCAUUGCCUAUAUCACACCGACAACAACGUUUUACUCGGUGCACCGACAGGUUCGGGGAAAACAAUCGCAGCGGAGAUUGCCAUGUUUCGUGUCUUCAAACAAUAUCCUGAUCAGAAAGUCGUUUACAUAGCGCCCUUGAAAGCUCUGGUUAGGGAACGUAUAAACGAUUGGAAGAUACGGCUGGAGGAAGGUCUAGGCAAGAAAGUGGUGGAAUUGACCGGAGACGUAUCGCCCGACGUUAAAAUUAUAGCCGGUGCAAAUGUGAUUGUCACGACGCCAGAAAAAUGGGAUGGUAUCAGUCGAAGUUGGCAGACACGAAGCUACGUAAAAAAAGUGGCGCUCAUAGUGAUUGACGAAAUACAUUUACUGGGCGAAGAUCGCGGACCGGUGCUCGAAGUGAUCAUUUCUCGAACCAACUUUAUAUCGUCGCACACGCACAAAAAGGUUCGAAUUGUCGGACUCUCAACUGCAUUGGCCAACGCAAUAGAUCUAGCCAAUUGGCUGGGCAUCGAUGAAAUGGGCCUCUAUAAUUUCCGGCCAUCUGUGAGACCCGUGCCGCUAGAAGUUCAUAUUAACGGAUUUCCUGGCAAACAUUAUUGCCCACGAAUGGCGACCAUGAAUAGACCGACUUUCCAGGCGAUCAGGCAACAUGCGCCUACUAGUCCCUCCCUCGUAUUCGUAUCUUCUCGUAGACAGACGCGUUUGACUGCUCUGGAUCUAAUCGCCUAUCUCGCAGCAGAGGAUAAUCCCAAGCAAUGGUUACACAUGCCGGAAGAACAGAUGAGCGAUAUUCUGGAAAAUAUAAAAGACUCAAAUCUAAAAUUGAUGCUCGCCUUCGGAAUUGGUCUUCAUCAUGCUGGUCUCCAAGACAGGGACAGAAGAACUGUAGAAGAAUUAUUUGUCAACAAUAAAAUACAGGUAUUAAUCACUACGGCAACUUUGGCUUGGGGCGUUAAUUUUCCUGCGCAUCUAGUAGUGAUAAAAGGUACAGAAUAUUAUGAUGGUAAAUUGAAACGUUACGUGGACAUGCCAAUAACAGAUGUUCUACAAAUGAUGGGACGCGCUGGCAGACCGCAAUUCGAUAACUCUGGCGUAGCAGUUGUUCUUGUGCAUGAUAUAAAAAAGAGUUUCUACAAAAAAUUCCUGUACGAACCAUUCCCCGUGGAAUCUAGUCUAAUGGGAGUAUUGCCCGACCAUAUUAAUGCCGAAAUCGUUGCUGGCACUAUCAAAACGAAACAAGAAUUUCUCGAUUAUUUAACAUGGACAUAUUAUUUCCGAAGAUUGAUGAAGAAUCCGAAAUAUUACAAUCUGGAUUUUUUGGAGCCCGAUCACAUCAAUGGAUAUCUUUCAACAUUAGUGGAGACGACCGUAAAGUCAUUAACCGAUUCAAAUUGUAUUGCUUAUGAUGAAGACGAGCAGGCUCUAAUUUCACUGCCAAUGGGAAAGAUAGCGUCGUUUUAUUACUUAUCGCACAAUACGAUGUUGAAGUUUACGCAAUCGCUGAAAGAAAACUUAACAUUAGAGCAAUGUCUACAUAUACUUUGCGAUUCAUAUGAAUAUAAUGAAUUACCUGUGAGGCAUAACGAGGAAUUACUAAAUGAGGAAUUGGCAAAAUUAUGCCGUUAUUCCGUGGAUCAGUAUACCUAUGAUUCUCCGCACACAAAAACGUUUCUUUUGUUGCAAGCGCAUUUUUCAAGACUGCCAUUACCGUGCACCGAUUAUAACACUGAUCUGAAAUCAGUGCUCGAUCAAGCAAUCAGAAUAAUACAGGCAAUGAUUGAUACGGUCGCAGAACGUGGCUGGUUGACAAGCACGCUCACGAUAAUGCAAUUACUUCAAAUGAUCAUUCAGGCACGAUGGAUAGAUGAAUCCGCAAUCACAACAUUACCACAUAUAAAAAAGGAAGACUUAUCUUUAUUUUCAUCAUUAUCAAUGGCUUUCCCGAUAUUAUGUUUUAGUACGCGCAAAAAUUAUAACAAACUUGCAAAGGUUUUGUGCAGAGAAUAUUCAGAAGAACAAAUAAACGAGAUAUAUCAAGCAAUUAGAGAUAUGCCAAUAAUAUCUGUUGAUUUAAUGCUGGAGAGUUCGUGGGAUAUUGACGCUGAAAAAAAGAAGAUAACAUUAAAAGACAAUAAUGUCGAUUCUAUGAUUGUUCGACGGAAUGAAGAAUAUACGUUAAUCAUUGGACUGAAAAGAUUAAAUAAUUCCAAAACUUUGAAAGCGCAUUGUCCAAUGUUUUUGAAGGGAAAAGAUGAAAGUUGGUUUUUAAUAUUAGGUGAUAUUCCAAACAAAGAAUUAUGGGCUCUAAAGAGAAUAUCUGGAAUAAAUAGUCAGCAAAGAUAUCACCAAUUGCAAUUUACUGCACCUAAUAAUUUGGGAAUGACAAAACUAACAUUCUACUUGAUUUCUGACUGCUACAUGGGAUUGGAUCAACAAUAUAAUAUUUAUUUAAAUGUAACUUGCUAAAAAUUUAACAAUAAUCGAAGACCUAAGACUGAAUAAGACACGGGUGAUAUCGUAUAAUUGAAUAAUUAUCGCAAGUUUUUAUUAUAUUGUUUAAUUAACACAAUUCUUUUUAUAUCGAUAACAUAAAAGACAGCAUGAAGAAAAAAUUAUAAGUUUAAUAUGUAUAUUAAAAUGGUGUCAAAAAGAUAAAGUAGGUAUGUGCAAUGUAAUUAGGAGAUAUAUUUAUCGCAAGUUGUAUAUUUAGAAACACUUGUAUAUUUUUUCUUGCAUAAUUUUACUACACGUCUAUGAAACAAUAUAUAGGUUUAGAUUA